This is a messenger RNA of Saccharomycopsis crataegensis, 2799 nucleotides long. RefSeq names its product lipase ROG1 family protein. NCBI's taxonomy places the organism in Eukaryota, Fungi, Ascomycota, Saccharomycetes, Ascoideales, Saccharomycopsidaceae. Bases 1 to 2799 code for a protein of 932 amino acids. The transcript has a single exon. The record is from RefSeq and is a predicted model, not a curated record. Gene Ontology annotation, molecular function: monoacylglycerol lipase activity.
AUGGGCUCUCUAAUGGACGAUAGUGUCCUCUACAGGAACUUGAGCUCCAUCAAGAUCGGACAAGUUGAACGAUACAUUAUAACUUACAAACCACCAGAAAAGUCUCUAUUUUCACAUGAUGGGACGCUCGCAAUAAACUCCUUGGAUCAAUCGUCUUUGUUUGUUAAAGUAAAAAAUUGUGAAUCCAUCACCAAGAGAGCUGCUUAUCUUAUGGGCCCUUAUAUUUUGUACGUGGAUGCUAGACCCUAUGAAUAUGAGCAUAAAUACCCUUGUUACAUAUCAGCGGAUCAACCGAAAUUUGAUCCGAAUCUUCAGGCAAACCAAUCAUUUGUGGCGGAGCUUUCUCGCCAUACUAUUAAAGAGAAGUACGUUUGGAUUAUUGACAUUGCUUCACAGAUGCUUUUCUCAUCCACGACAGCUGUUAAUUUUGAAAUUGUUGUCGGCAAAACUGUCGAGGCAGUAAAUAGUAGUAUAAAGAAUAAUGAAACUGGUAUAUUUGACUCGAAGAAUAUUCACGUUUUAAGGAUGGAUACAAAAGACUUGUGGAGCCUACCUCCUCCAAUUCCAAAUAAGCCAGUCCACUUAACGUUAUUAACCCACGGAUUGCACUCAAAUGUGGGAGCAGAUAUGUUAUAUCUCAAGGAACAAAUUGAAAAAGCAGCUGUAAUAUCGGGAGAUAAUGUCAUUGUCAGAGGAUAUGAUAGAAAUGUAUGCAAAACAGAACGUGGGAUUAAAUAUUUGGGCAUGAAGGUUGCGGAGUAUAUCAUUAAUGAAGUUUACGCAGAGAAUAUUACACACAUAUCAUUUAUCGGGCAUUCUUUGGGUGGGUUGAUCCAAACAUUUGCUAUUGCUUAUAUUGAAAGCAAUUUUCCUUGGUUCUUUAAAAAAGUAACGCCAGUGAAUUUCAUUACAUUGGCAUCACCUUUACUAGGAAUCUCACACAUUGAUAGUCCGGGAUACGUCCAAGCAGCUUUGACCUUAGGAGCGGUUGGAAGAACUGGGCAGGAACUUAGCUUAUUCCCAACUGAAAUAGAUGGUAAGAAAGCCUUAUUGGAACUCUUGCCAACAGGUAUCACUCACAAAGUUUUGAAGAAGUUUAAAAAUAGAACUGUUUAUGCAAAUGCGGUGAAUGAUGGUAUUGUACCUUUGAGGACAUCUGCAAUCUUGUUCCUCGAUUAUAGAGGCUUGAGGGAAGUGGCAGAGCUUUUAAGCUCUGGAAAAACAUCAGACUCUUUUUUGGACAUGGUAAGUAAGUCUCGCCAACUGUCAUUAUCGUUUAUUUCCCCCUUUGCAGGCAUAGGAGGACAAACAUCAAAAAGAGUUUAUAAUAUCCCUGAGUUUAUGAAUUCCAUGCCCUUUGUGUACUCUAGCAACCCAGUGAUCUCAGUGACGAACGAAAGUGUUGAUGCCAAGCCAAAUAACACCAUAAUCACUGAGCAUAAGGUCUCAGAUACUUUGAAACAUACGCAGGAACUACAGGAAGUAUCCCCUAAAAUUAAUAAUCAUGCUGUCACAAAUGAAAUGUCCAAAUCAUCAUUGCUGGCACCACGCCCUGCAAUGCCUGAUAGAAAAUUAUCGGAGCAAGCAAUAGGUGAAAUCCCAAAUCGAAACGAUUUAUUAUCCCAGAAAGCAGAAUCAAGUUCUUUUUUCAGUCCUUUACAGAAUGCGUUUGCCUCGUGGGUUGCUCCUCAAGGAACUAAUGCUAACAAUGAUCUUAAGAAAAAAUUCUUGAAUAGUACUGAUAACCCCUUACCAAAAGCGUCUAUUAUUGAUAGUGCGAAAAGUAUUUUAUUGCCGCCAUUGCCUCCAAAGCAAUUCAUUAUUGAACCAAAUGCUCGAAAAAACCCUUUAAUACAUGAUAAAGUAUACGGUGAUAAUGAUAUCUGCGAGUUCAAAAUGAAUAGAAGGAAGGAUCAGGAAAAAAAGUUUAAACAUAAUGGCAUUCGAAAACAGGGUAAAGAACCUUCCGACAGUUUAGAAGAGUUAGAAAAUAUUAAUGAUGAGAGCAAGGAUUUUGCUUUAAAUCCUUUUGCUGAUAAUUUUUCAAAUUUUUUUGCAAGUAAAUCUAAUAUUGAAAGACUUGAAGAAAAAAUAGCAAUGAAGUGGCAUGAUGGGAUGAGCUGGAGGAAGGUGUUAGUCAAUAUCAAUCCUGAUGCUCAUAAUAAUAUUCUUGUUAGGCGAAGAUUUGCUAACGCUUUUGGUUGGUUGGUCAUUGAUCAUCUUGUUGAUGAACAUUUUGGGGAAAAUAUUCAUGCUGGUGAGUCAAUAGCAACUAAAACUGCACUGGACAAUGAACUGGAUGAUCUCAGUUCCUUACUAGAAAAACAGGCUGAUGAGGAUUUUAUCAGUGAACCUUUUAAUCAUGUUAAUUCUAAUCCUUUUUCCAUCUCACAUCUAUCUAGUGAAAGUAUAUUGGAUAUUAAGGAGACCAGUAGUGAAAGCAAAUUAACAAUUCCCAAGUCUCUGCAUUUAAAAAAAUCUCCUAAGGCUUUCAAUGAGGCUUUCAGUAAUAAUAGUGGUGAUAGUUCUGCUCAAGAGCUAGAUUGCUUACUUGGAAAGGAUCUGCUUAUCAGAGAGAAUGCAAGCUAUAACUAUACCCCGUAUCUCAAUCCAUAUUACCUUGAAAAAAGUCCGGUCACUCAACGAUACUCAGAAUCUGGGAAACAUUCUAGAAAAAAUAGUGAUAUAAAUGCUGGUGACUGGAUCAAUACUAAAAAUUAUAAUGAAGAUUCUCUAUUUGAAGGGGGUCCAACAGGGUUUUUAUCCAACGUCAACGAUAAAAUUUCCAAAAUAAUUUAG